AUGUCCUCAAAUGGCUUGAGCAACGGGUGCAGUAAAAACGGUCAAACGAAUUUCUGCGUGGAUGUCCUGAGUAGUAAAUGUUCGCCCCCAAAUGGCAAACGUGACGAGGGACACAACUGCAACUUUGAGAAUGGGCACAGAACACAUGGAGUAGACAGCUUAUGCAAUAACAUCACACCGGGGGGGUCCCGCAACGGAGAAAUAAUUACACAGAAUGGUGAACACAAAUUGAGCAAUCAUAAGAAUGAGCUUAUUCACCCUCAAAUUUCACAGGAAAAUAAUUUUAUUAAUAUGAAGGAGGAACAUGCAGGGCAAAAUGCAAAGUUAAAUUGGGGGUACCCGUUCAAAUGGAACAAAAAGUGGAAUGAUCCAUGUGCAGAAAAAGGAAAGGCAGAAAAAUCAGGCGGCGUCUUUUCAAAAAUGGCAAAUGAAUACAAUUCAAAUGAAAUUAAAAUGACAACCAAUAAUGGCGAUGUUUCGCUAUGUAACACAGAUCGGUCAAAUACCACUGUUGAUAAAAUUUGCCUGAACAGGUCAGGUGAAAUGGAAAAAAGAAAUAAAAACAAAUCGAACGUAUCGAAUGUUUUAAACAAUAAUGACAACAAAUGGAGCAACGUAGUGAAUGGAAUAGAAUGCAGAAGUUUGCUUCCACAUGGUGUAGAGGGCAGCCAUCCCGAUGAAGCUACAAUAUCGCUAUGCGUGAAAAAAAAAUCCCCACUCAGCGCUAACAAACAUAGCGGGAAAAUAACCCCCACUGGAAGCGGCGAAAAUGCUGUGUCCAUCGAAACAUCUCACAAGAAAGAACUUUCUCAAGGAGCAAGACAAAAGAACGUACAAGAAAAAGCUAUUCCAUUUUUCACAUCCCCCGUUCUAAAGCCUGAGUGGAAAAGCGACAAGUGCACAGACCAUCUAAAUGGCCACUCCUCCGUUGUCAAUCACACACAUAAUGACGGACAGCACCCAUUCUACAUGGCCAAAGGCAAAAAUUACGCCUUGAAGAAAAGGCAUGAAAAUAUAUUGCUGAGCGACAAGGAGGAGGUAAUAUAUGUGAAUAAUCGAAAUGGGGGUGGACUGUGGGGAGAGAAGAAAACGGGUGGGGUGUUUCAGGAUGAGGAGGGGAAAAUGGUAAGCAAUACAGAAGGGAUAAGCAUAAGGAGAAACCAAGGGAGUACAGAACGAAGCAGUGCAGGCAAUGACGCAAACGAUGUGGUGAGCACUACGCCAAAUGUUGUAUCAAGCGAUGGUCUCUGCAACGUGGACAGUGCAAACAUUAAUCUCUUUCCUCCAAAUGACCUGAACGAUUUGAUGAGCACAGGCGCGAGGGGGAAAAACAACCCACACACAAACAGCCCUGGCGUUUACACCAACGGAAACCUGACACAUAACGAAAGAGGCUACUCACAUGGCAGCCAUAAGACACACGAACAUUUUAUGAACCAUGUAAGAAUAAGCCGUCACGAUAAGCCCAUUGUGUACGACAUGAAGGAAGAACAAACAUUUGGUGAUUCGAAUGACAAGAAGGAAUGUCUCCCCAUAUAUGAUGUGAACCCAUUUAAUGCACUAAAGCAUGUUGCCACAGGGGCCCCUGGAUUGGGCAGAAACCACGUAGGACAAAAUGGCUUCCUCCCACGCAGCGAUGUUGUAGAGACGACGAAGAAGGAUAGGACAAGAAAAGACAAUACCGCUGAAUGUUUAUCUAGUGUGCAUACCAGGUGGGGCACCUGUGAGGGAACCUUUAAAAUGAAUGAGGACGACGAAAUUGUGAAUGUGACAGAAAGCAAAAAAGACGAGAUGAAAAGGGAUUCACAUGACUGCAUUACUUCCCUUUUGCACACCCAAAGUGGAAGCGUAGAAAAUGGGUGCAUAUUAAACCAUUCGUUUGGAAAGGAAAAUUGCGACCACGUGAACCUCCUGAAUGGAGCCAAACGAGAUGGGUGUGUAUCUUAUAUGGAAGGAAUGAAUAAUUUGUAUGAUGGGAGCGAGACACAUAUUUGGGGAGGCAUAAGUUUGUCACGGUACCCGCAUGAAGGGAACGAAGACCCUCUGCUUGCUUCGAAAAAGGAUAGCAGCUUUAACAAAAUGAAUGGAACUGCCCAUCGGGGGGAAGACAAGGCCAUGUGUCACUCCGUGUCUGAAGGAGCAUCUGAUACAAACGAAAAGUCAACUCAGAAAAGUUGCGCUUCCCCCUCUCAUCAUAAAGGCCCCCCUCUACACACAAAGAGAGAGCAACUUCAAAAUUGUGAAGUCAGCAAGGAGAAAACACCUGCGGAAAAUAAGUCCAUUUUUAAUUACCACUCAGAAUGGAUAAACCAUUUAGAGAAAGGAAGGGAAAAAAUGAGCGACGGGGAAAGGUACAACCUGGGCAACGUUUACAAAGACAGCGCACUGAAGAAUAAGAAUGCAUGGUUCGAGAAUAACCUACAUAGUAAUGCCCCACUUUUUCACCCCCACGAAAAAAUGCACUCAUCAGAAGUUACACCUAAAGUGGGAACAACAGGGAAGUUGCUCCACCUGGGGAAGGAAGGAAACGCACACAUACACUCUGACACAAGAGAGUCUAAAGAAGUCAUCACAAAUGGGGUCAUUACAGAAAAAAAAAAAAAAAAUUUUUUUGAAUACACCCAAAUGAUGCAUCCUUUGCGGGGGGAACAGACGAAAGAGCAGAGCUAUGCACAUCCCCAUGUGAGUUUAAUAGAUGAUACUUUAAGUAGCAAACGAGUGUCUCCCAAAUGGCAAGGAACAAAGACGAGAGGAACAAACAGCAGGUGUGAUCAAAUCGGUGCAGAAGAAGUGACCAACGAGGAAAAUGAAAAAAUUCCCCAGGACAACUCUCCUUUUUGUGCUAAUGGAAAUGGGCCACAUUAUCAGAGCACUGUUGAUGCAAAGGAAGAGUCUACUUAUGGAAACGUCUCAACAUGGGAAGAGGACAACCGAAACGAAAUAGAAUAUUUGUCCAAGUGGAUUCCUGAGGCAAAUAACCUCAAAGGGGGGCUUAAUUUUGUACAUACCUACUCUAUCCCCGGGAGUGAGCAAAGCUUGAAAAGAAAGAGCGAAGAAGUUUUAAAUCGAAAAAUGGCUAACCAGCUAGCCAAUGGGGUGCACCCAAAUGGUCAUAAUGAAAACUUUGUUCUGGAAAGCUAUUGUUAUGGGGCACAUACACAUAGGAGUGAAUAUUCUAAUAUCACUCCUUUCGGCAGUGCUCUUUUCGGGGUGACCCCUUCCAUUUGCAGUAGAGGCAAUGACCAGGUGAAGACUUGCAGCCUCAUCACCGUAGAAGGAGAAAAUUUGAGCAGUCUUGCCAAUGAAAGAAUCUCAGAAGAUGUGAGGAAGGUGUGCGAGGUCUCGUACAACCAGGACGGACGACAUAAUGAAACGGUGAACAGCAACGACAGUCCUAAUGUACUCGCAGGAAAUAAUCCUCCGAACGCUGCAUCCCCCAUAGGGAGUAACGAACAGGGAAGAGAUGUUCGCAGUGGUGCAAAUGUAAACUACCUGCACAGUUCAGACGAAAAAGGAGAUGAUGUUCCCAAAUUGGAAAUUAAGCAUGGACGCAAUUUGUGCGGUGAUGCGAAUGACAUAGCUGGUGCGGUUGACGCGGUUGAUGAGGCUGAUGAAGAGGUGUCCAGAUUGGUGGAAGACCUCCCCUUCGGAAGAGACAAAAAGGAGGUCGCUGAAGAGCGCGAGGAUGCAAGUAAAGACACGGGUAUCAAUAUUGAUGCUGACUCAGUCGUGCAGAGAUGUGCAUACAGACGCGACAAUGACGCCUUACAGGGGGAGGAAGACCUCCUCGGAGGAAUGACAAAAAAACAGGGCGGUGCCAGCGUCGACCCGCACAACGACUACAGGUGGAAGUUGUGUUAUGUAAGAUACCCUGAACACGUAAAUUUCAAAAAGGCCUUUUUCUUUACCUUCCAAAAUGACAUAUACAUUUAUGGGGCACGCAAAAAUAACUUCGUCAUUCCGGAUGUGCUAUUUCGGAUCCGUGAGAAUGAAGUGGAAUCUGUUGACACUAGAGGGACCGCUCCCAAGUUGUAUGUCAAGGUUUACUUUGCGGUCGAGGAGGGGGACAUGAGUGGCGGUUCUAACAGGAGUUGUCAUGGCUUGGGGGGGAUUCGAGAAUCGCGCAAGAGUUUCUACAUAUGGGGGGCCAACGAAAAGAGGCAACUGGACCUGUACACUGUGUACAGACUAGACUUGUGCCGCCUCGAGUGGCAGGAGAUAAAAAUCACUUAUAACAGAAAUCUGAACACGUUCAGGGAAGAUUUUUCGCUCAUCUUGAUUAAGGAUUGCUUGUACAUGUAUGGAGGCGUUGUGUUGAAGGAUGGGCAGUGGGUAUGCUGUGAUGAAUUAUGGGUGUGUGACACGGGUAGGAGGAAAAAUAAAAACAAAUCGAACGUAUCGAAUGUUUUAAACAAUAAUGACAACAAAUGGAGCAACGUAGUGAAUGGAAUAGAAUGCAGAAGUUUGCUUCCACAUGGUGUAGAGGGCAGCCAUCCCGAUGAAGCUACAAUAUCGCUAUGCGUGAAAAAAAAAUCCCCACUCAGCGCUAACAAACAUAGCGGGAAAAUAACCCCCACUGGAAGCGGCGAAAAUGCUGUGUCCAUCGAAACAUCUCACAAGAAAGAACUUUCUCAAGGAGCAAGACAAAAGAACGUACAAGAAAAAGCUAUUCCAUUUUUCACAUCCCCCGUUCUAAAGCCUGAGUGGAAAAGCGACAAGUGCACAGACCAUCUAAAUGGCCACUCCUCCGUUGUCAAUCACACACAUAAUGACGGACAGCACCCAUUCUACAUGGCCAAAGGCAAAAAUUACGCCUUGAAGAAAAGGCAUGAAAAUAUAUUGCUGAGCGACAAGGAGGAGGUAAUAUAUGUGAAUAAUCGAAAUGGGGGUGGACUGUGGGGAGAGAAGAAAACGGGUGGGGUGUUUCAGGAUGAGGAGGGGAAAAUGGUAAGCAAUACAGAAGGGAUAAGCAUAAGGAGAAACCAAGGGAGUACAGAACGAAGCAGUGCAGGCAAUGACGCAAACGAUGUGGUGAGCACUACGCCAAAUGUUGUAUCAAGCGAUGGUCUCUGCAACGUGGACAGUGCAAACAUUAAUCUCUUUCCUCCAAAUGACCUGAACGAUUUGAUGAGCACAGGCGCGAGGGGGAAAAACAACCCACACACAAACAGCCCUGGCGUUUACACCAACGGAAACCUGACACAUAACGAAAGAGGCUACUCACAUGGCAGCCAUAAGACACACGAACAUUUUAUGAACCAUGUAAGAAUAAGCCGUCACGAUAAGCCCAUUGUGUACGACAUGAAGGAAGAACAAACAUUUGGUGAUUCGAAUGACAAGAAGGAAUGUCUCCCCAUAUAUGAUGUGAACCCAUUUAAUGCACUAAAGCAUGUUGCCACAGGGGCCCCUGGAUUGGGCAGAAACCACGUAGGACAAAAUGGCUUCCUCCCACGCAGCGAUGUUGUAGAGACGACGAAGAAGGAUAGGACAAGAAAAGACAAUACCGCUGAAUGUUUAUCUAGUGUGCAUACCAGGUGGGGCACCUGUGAGGGAACCUUUAAAAUGAAUGAGGACGACGAAAUUGUGAAUGUGACAGAAAGCAAAAAAGACGAGAUGAAAAGGGAUUCACAUGACUGCAUUACUUCCCUUUUGCACACCCAAAGUGGAAGCGUAGAAAAUGGGUGCAUAUUAAACCAUUCGUUUGGAAAGGAAAAUUGCGACCACGUGAACCUCCUGAAUGGAGCCAAACGAGAUGGGUGUGUAUCUUAUAUGGAAGGAAUGAAUAAUUUGUAUGAUGGGAGCGAGACACAUAUUUGGGGAGGCAUAAGUUUGUCACGGUACCCGCAUGAAGGGAACGAAGACCCUCUGCUUGCUUCGAAAAAGGAUAGCAGCUUUAACAAAAUGAAUGGAACUGCCCAUCGGGGGGAAGACAAGGCCAUGUGUCACUCCGUGUCUGAAGGAGCAUCUGAUACAAACGAAAAGUCAACUCAGAAAAGUUGCGCUUCCCCCUCUCAUCAUAAAGGCCCCCCUCUACACACAAAGAGAGAGCAACUUCAAAAUUGUGAAGUCAGCAAGGAGAAAACACCUGCGGAAAAUAAGUCCAUUUUUAAUUACCACUCAGAAUGGAUAAACCAUUUAGAGAAAGGAAGGGAAAAAAUGAGCGACGGGGAAAGGUACAACCUGGGCAACGUUUACAAAGACAGCGCACUGAAGAAUAAGAAUGCAUGGUUCGAGAAUAACCUACAUAGUAAUGCCCCACUUUUUCACCCCCACGAAAAAAUGCACUCAUCAGAAGUUACACCUAAAGUGGGAACAACAGGGAAGUUGCUCCACCUGGGGAAGGAAGGAAACGCACACAUACACUCUGACACAAGAGAGUCUAAAGAAGUCAUCACAAAUGGGGUCAUUACAGAAAAAAAAAAAAAAAAUUUUUUUGAAUACACCCAAAUGAUGCAUCCUUUGCGGGGGGAACAGACGAAAGAGCAGAGCUAUGCACAUCCCCAUGUGAGUUUAAUAGAUGAUACUUUAAGUAGCAAACGAGUGUCUCCCAAAUGGCAAGGAACAAAGACGAGAGGAACAAACAGCAGGUGUGAUCAAAUCGGUGCAGAAGAAGUGACCAACGAGGAAAAUGAAAAAAUUCCCCAGGACAACUCUCCUUUUUGUGCUAAUGGAAAUGGGCCACAUUAUCAGAGCACUGUUGAUGCAAAGGAAGAGUCUACUUAUGGAAACGUCUCAACAUGGGAAGAGGACAACCGAAACGAAAUAGAAUAUUUGUCCAAGUGGAUUCCUGAGGCAAAUAACCUCAAAGGGGGGCUUAAUUUUGUACAUACCUACUCUAUCCCCGGGAGUGAGCAAAGCUUGAAAAGAAAGAGCGAAGAAGUUUUAAAUCGAAAAAUGGCUAACCAGCUAGCCAAUGGGGUGCACCCAAAUGGUCAUAAUGAAAACUUUGUUCUGGAAAGCUAUUGUUAUGGGGCACAUACACAUAGGAGUGAAUAUUCUAAUAUCACUCCUUUCGGCAGUGCUCUUUUCGGGGUGACCCCUUCCAUUUGCAGUAGAGGCAAUGACCAGGUGAAGACUUGCAGCCUCAUCACCGUAGAAGGAGAAAAUUUGAGCAGUCUUGCCAAUGAAAGAAUCUCAGAAGAUGUGAGGAAGGUGUGCGAGGUCUCGUACAACCAGGACGGACGACAUAAUGAAACGGUGAACAGCAACGACAGUCCUAAUGUACUCGCAGGAAAUAAUCCUCCGAACGCUGCAUCCCCCAUAGGGAGUAACGAACAGGGAAGAGAUGUUCGCAGUGGUGCAAAUGUAAACUACCUGCACAGUUCAGACGAAAAAGGAGAUGAUGUUCCCAAAUUGGAAAUUAAGCAUGGACGCAAUUUGUGCGGUGAUGCGAAUGACAUAGCUGGUGCGGUUGACGCGGUUGAUGAGGCUGAUGAAGAGGUGUCCAGAUUGGUGGAAGACCUCCCCUUCGGAAGAGACAAAAAGGAGGUCGCUGAAGAGCGCGAGGAUGCAAGUAAAGACACGGGUAUCAAUAUUGAUGCUGACUCAGUCGUGCAGAGAUGUGCAUACAGACGCGACAAUGACGCCUUACAGGGGGAGGAAGACCUCCUCGGAGGAAUGACAAAAAAACAGGGCGGUGCCAGCGUCGACCCGCACAACGACUACAGGUGGAAGUUGUGUUAUGUAAGAUACCCUGAACACGUAAAUUUCAAAAAGGCCUUUUUCUUUACCUUCCAAAAUGACAUAUACAUUUAUGGGGCACGCAAAAAUAACUUCGUCAUUCCGGAUGUGCUAUUUCGGAUCCGUGAGAAUGAAGUGGAAUCUGUUGACACUAGAGGGACCGCUCCCAAGUUGUAUGUCAAGGUUUACUUUGCGGUCGAGGAGGGGGACAUGAGUGGCGGUUCUAACAGGAGUUGUCAUGGCUUGGGGGGGAUUCGAGAAUCGCGCAAGAGUUUCUACAUAUGGGGGGCCAACGAAAAGAGGCAACUGGACCUGUACACUGUGUACAGACUAGACUUGUGCCGCCUCGAGUGGCAGGAGAUAAAAAUCACUUAUAACAGAAAUCUGAACACGUUCAGGGAAGAUUUUUCGCUCAUCUUGAUUAAGGAUUGCUUGUACAUGUAUGGAGGCGUUGUGUUGAAGGAUGGGCAGUGGGUAUGCUGUGAUGAAUUAUGGGUGUGUGACACGGGUAGGAGGAAGUGGGAGAUGAUAAGGGUGGGGGGAGGAGACACGCAUAAGCGCGACGCUACUACUCAGCAAGGAAACUUAUUUUUCAGCCUUCCCGCAACCAACUCGGUUAAACUUUUUACCAAUACAGACAAAUCACCUUCAAAGAGUAGCCUUCUUGAAGAGGAGGGGAAGAGCAAUGAAAGUGAUAAAGGAAAGGAUGAACAUGGGGAAGGAAGUCUGAAGAAGCCAACUACCACAUGUUAUGAGGAAAAGCAACCCAGCAGAAGAGCAGGCCAUCUUUGCGUUGUCUACAAAAACAGAAUGUACAUUCACGGUGGAACUAAUUUGAAUGAAGAGAAAUCAGAUUUGUAUUUUUUCGAUUUUGCAAAAAAUAAAUGGUUCGAGGUUAUACCAGGUGGAGAGGUGGUCCCGUCCAAGAGGUAUGGCCACUGCGGACUUGUGAUAAAAAACAAACUGUACAUCUAUGGUGGGUUCACAAAAAGACUCCAUGGCAACUCCCUCCACAAUGAUGUAUUCGAGUAUGAUUUUCUGAAGAACACAUGGAGGCAGGUCUUCACCAUUGGGGAUUUAAUUUACCUGAAGAAUUGUCUUAAUGGAAAGGAGCAGGCUUAUCUCAGUUACCUCCGAUUCGUGAAGUUGCUUGUGAUGAGGAGGUACUUCAAAAGUGCAACCCUAAGUGGUUUUUCAAAUGUGGGUGAAGGUGAAAAGGAGUUGGGUGGCAACUCUCCUGGGGACAAAACACAAACGGGAAGAGAAGAAGGGAUAUCCAUUGGGAAGACAAAAAAUGCUGCUACGUCUUCACUUCUUAUAGAAGACCCACAUGGGAAGGUUUAUGCAAACUACGUACACAUCGAAGAAACCCUUCAUACAAGCGAAGCCAUCAUACCGCAAAAUAUGUUCAGAAACAGGUGCCUCUACUUUAAUGGCUCUCUGUACCUCCUUGGGGGAUGCGGGCUAGACAAUCAUUUAGAAAAAAGUGAGGAGAACAACUUCUUCCUCCACUAUGAAAGUAUUUUUAAAAUGAAAAUUGGCGAAUCAUAUGUUCGCUGCUGUGCAAAUUAUUUGUCCCACGUGGAUAAUUUUUUUUGGGACCUCAUAGGAAAGGAGGAGAUGGCGCUACAUCAGUGGGUGCGGGGGGAAGGCAACGUAAAAGAGGGCGCUGCUUCUGAACACCUACCAAAUAUUCACAACGACUUUGAUGAUUUGUGGAGCCAACUGAAUGGGGACAACGAGACGUGCGUAAACUCUGAAGACGCAUACCCAAAGGAUGCACCCCUUGCUAUUAAACAAAUUGACCACAUGUUAAAACAAAUUUGUACGGGUUUUCUGUCGGGGGGGUUUAGCGAGGGAAGCAACCUCGAGCGAAGCAACCUCGAGGGGGGAGACAUGACGGAGGACACAUCAACAAAAGCGAAGAUGGUACCCUCACCAAUGACGGGCGAAGCAAGCAGCAAUUUGGGGGACUCCUUUUCGCUCUGCCAAGGGGAAAAAAUGUGCCAGCUGCUUACCUGGCUGGUCGACCUAUAUCACAAUGAUGUCUCGGCUGAAGAAGUGGCCACGGCCACUGUUAGCGAGCGAGGGCAGUGCCGUGUGUCGAACCUUUUGCUGGAAAAGGGGCCUACUGUGGGGCAACAGUCGGAUUCCCCCUCGCCUGACUUGUCCGUGAAAGGCGGUGAAGACCAUAUUGGCAGUUUGGGGGUGAACGCAUUUAACACGCCCAGUGAGGUGGAAGGCUUCCCAAGAGAAAGGAAAGAGGGCGAGCUGCGUCACCCUUGCGACCUGAACGAGGCCACAAAUGCGCAGGCAGAGGAAGGUCCUAAAGAAUGGGGUCUACAUGGAGACUGUUUCCACGAAAGAACAUUUCCACCUGAUCAAUUUGAACAAAUGGACAGCAGAAGAUAUAGUGCACCCCUUGAAGAAGCAUCGAAAGAGGAUUCUCUGGGGAAGCGCCCCUGUGGAGAGCUCCCCACAGAAAGGCCUGAUGCGCACUAUAACAACCCCCAGAACAAGAAUGAUGAGAAAGACGCAAGGAAAAAAGUACAAACAAGUAAUCAUUACCGAGGGGGACACAGAGAAGGUGUAGGUUCUGUCCCCCCAGAGGAAAAUGACAAUGCGCAUGAUCAACAUCAACAUGUGUGUGAUAAGAACGAUUUGCGUUUUAGAAUAGGUGGAAAAAGGGGUGACAAUUUUCAGGAGCAGAAAGAUCUUACCAGCUUAGGGGAAGACGAAAGAGGGGGGGUAAGAGAAUUUUCGAAGCACCUUAGAGCAAACAAUUACCUCAUCCCAGAUUACCCAAACACCAAUCACAUAUAUUUAAACAUGGAAAAGUCAAUCAUUUACAAUUACUUAGAACAGUUUAACGACCUGACCGAUGACAGGUAUUCCAUUAAAAUGAAAAUCAGGAGAAACGAAAUUUACAAGCUCAUUUAUACUUAUACAAAAAGUGUGGAAAUUCAAAACAGUGUCUGCUUUAAGAUGCUAGAGGAGUUGGAAGGUCAAGCUAAGCAGCUGCUAGCUGAGAGGGAACAUCAUAGGACUGGUGUAACUAAAAUGGGCAAUGGGGGAGGAGAUGGUUUUGAGUCAUCUGAAGGGGGACAAUCCAAAUGCACGCAUCACCUCCCAUUCAGCGAAGACAACUUCGAGUCCUUGCAAAAUGAACAUGGGCACUUGAAAAAAAAAAUGAAAUACUUUUGUGACAUGGCCAAUAUAUACUCCAUCAAAAUGAAUAAGUUAAUUUUGUACAUUAGGAUCCUGGAGCAGAAGUACGAGUACGUGAUGAACUGGCUGCUCAAGUUGAAGUCUGUUUUGUUUAGGGAGGUCGUUGCUGGGGACGCGUGCAACCACUUGUCGAACCACUUGCCGAAUCAUUUGCCUAGCCAUUUCGCCCGCCACGUCAACGACCAAUACCCUGACCACUUGGGGAAAUUCUUCGCCGAAGACACCUUCUUCGUGCAUGAGCAGAAUGCUAAUUUAUCCACGUGCGAUUUUGGCAAGCGCGCAAGUGAUGAUGGUAACAAUGGCGGCCAGCUCAAUUUAGGGAGUUUCCUCUGA
Plasmodium fragile is the source of this 11241-nucleotide messenger RNA. RefSeq lists its product as uncharacterized. Gene Ontology annotation, molecular function: protein binding. The transcript has 2 exons. The record is from RefSeq and is a predicted model, not a curated record. Bases 1 to 11241 code for a protein of 3746 amino acids. Lineage: Eukaryota; Apicomplexa; Aconoidasida; Haemosporida; Plasmodiidae.